This is a messenger RNA of Etheostoma spectabile (orangethroat darter), 719 nucleotides long. It is a transcript of the gene mif, whose product is annotated as macrophage migration inhibitory factor. Gene Ontology annotation, molecular function: phenylpyruvate tautomerase activity; cytokine activity. The coding region runs from base 114 to 461 and encodes 115 amino acids. Lineage: Eukaryota; Metazoa; Chordata; Actinopteri; Perciformes; Percidae. The transcript is spliced from 3 exons. The record is from RefSeq and is a predicted model, not a curated record.
CACGCUACAAGAGAGGAAGAGACAUCUUUUCUUCACUGGUCUGGUGGCAGAGGCGCAGCGAUCAGCAUCCGCAGUUUGUCAAGUGAGGAAAGACACAACUAAAAGGAGUGAUCAUGCCGAUGUUUACGGUGAACACCAACGUAUUCAAAAGCGAUGUACCAGCGGCUAUGCUGUCCGAGGCCACUGAGGAGCUGGCCAAAGCCAUGGGCAAACCUGCACAGUACAUUGCUGUGCAUAUCAACCCUGACCAAAUGAUGAUGUUUGGAGGAAAGGGAGACCCCUGCGCACUCUGCUCCCUCCACAGUAUUGGCAAGAUCAGUGGGGCUCACAACAAGCAAUACUCUAAACUCCUGUGUGGACUGCUCAACAAACACCUGGGCAUCUCUCCUGACAGGAUUUACAUUAACUUUGUAGACAUGGAUGCAGCCAAUGUGGCCUGGAACAACACUACCUUUGGCUGAGAUGGAGGUCAAUGAAAUAGAAGAUCAUUCCAGUAUUAUCUUAUAGGCUAUAUGUACAAACAUUGUAAGACACCUGGUAAUUCAAUGGCCCAUAUUCUGUAUGACUCUUAAAAGCACUUAGCUUGACCCUUUAGAUUUGCACUGAUCUCUUUUCCAGUAUAAUGCUAUAAAACAAACCCUGCAGACCAUACAAUCUCUGGUUUCCUUGAUUUUCUAGACUUACAAAGACACAAUACAUUUAACAAGCUCCAUUUAAAA